AGGGAUGUAGCAAAACGGGCUGUUUAGUCGACAAGAUGGCUGCUUCCACCGGAGCAAAGUGAAAAUGAAAGAAAUUAAUUUUGUGCAGUAAUGCAGAUAACCCCUGUGUUCGUUAUACGGCUAACUGAGUCAUUAAUCGUCUGAAAGAAUCUGUAGUGCGUAAAGUUUCAAGUUUGUAACACCAAACAGUUACCAUAUUGUAAUGGCGUGACGCAUGCGUGUUGCAAUGAACGUUCUGAAGAUUUUAAAAUUAUUUUAUUUUUGUUGAAGUUGGGGAGGCGAUGUGAUAAUUUUUGUAGCGAGUGUGAUUGUUGGUCUGCACGCCCGGGUGAGAUGGCGGCUCCCAGAGAGGCAUGAAAACACCCCCCAUGAACAAAUGCUUACUUUAGGAGCAAUAAUGCGGUCCACAUUUCUGUGUCCCCAUUAUAAAAUCCACCUGCGAACUAUUUACAUUUCGUAUUUAAUAGUAUGCGAGACAUUUUCGGUUUAGCUGUAUUCUUUCCGUUUUCUGUGAUUGUUAUUAUUUUUAGUCCGCCAUUUUUAGGCUGGGGGAGUCGGUUUGUUUGGUUACAAGAUGGCGGCUCCCAUGGAGUGGCACUGCUUCGGCUCCGGAGUCGAAAUAUUCGAUUUCUUUAUUUAGCAUGCAGUUUUUUGGAGAGUGUGUGUGCGUGCUAUUAUUCAUAUGCACCUGGAAAUACCGAGAUCCUGGAUAUUUUUGUUUUUUGCUCUCCGCGGCGAAGGGCUUUAUUCCUGGGCGAGCCGGCUCCUGUAAAGUGGCGCUAAAAUGGCGGCACCCCUGGGUUUCUUAGCCCCCGGUUCUGUUUAAUUCGAUAUAAAUUUUAUAUGUUUUGUUGGAUAUCCAGAAGCCACAGACCAGCGCUUCUGUGGGUUUCUAAAUAUAUUCUUGGAGGCGCUUUUCCUCCUUGCCGCUUAUUUCUCGUGUCGGCAUUGUAUUUUAUUCAUUCGCUGGGAUCUUAUCUUCUAACUUAAAUUUAGCGUUUUGCUUUUCGCUUAUUUUUCAAAACCCUUUAUUUUUUUAUUUCCCCCAAGCGACUAUGUCUUCUACUGGUUGCGCGGUGCCUGGCGCCCUGCAGCCGCGUUGGAAACGGGUCCUUGGCUGGUCCGGCCCGGUGCCCCGGCCUCGGCACGGACACCGGGCGGUAGCAAUCAAGGAGCUGAUGGUGGUUUUCGGUGGGGGAAACGAAGGCAUCGUGGACGAGCUGCACGUCUACAACACAGCCACAAACCAGUGGUUUAUUCCAGCGGUGCGUGGUGAUAUCCCGCCAGGAUGCGCCGCCUAUGGCUUUGUUUGCGAUGGUACCCGGCUCCUGGUAUUUGGAGGCAUGGUGGAGUAUGGCAAAUACAGCAACGAUCUUUACGAGCUGCAGGCCAGCCGAUGGGAAUGGAAGAAGCUGAAGCCUAAAUCGCCUAAAAAUGGGCCCCCUCCCUGCCCCCGCCUGGGUCACAGCUUCUCCCUGGUGGGGAACAAGUGCUAUUUGUUUGGGGGGCUGGCCAAUGACAGUGAAGACCCCAAAAAUAAUAUUCCCAGAUACCUGAAUGACCUGUACACCCUGGAGAUGCGGCCAGGCUCCAAUGUGGUGGGCUGGGACAUCCCCAUCACCUACGGUGUGCUGCCACCACCCCGGGAGAGCCACACAGCUGUGGUCUACACCGAGAAAGAAAGCGGGAAGUCGCGUCUAGUUAUAUACGGGGGCAUGAGUGGCUGCCGUUUGGGCGACCUCUGGACUCUGGACAUCGCUUCUCUCACUUGGAACAAGCCAUCAGUGAACGGCACAGCACCUUUGCCCCGCAGUCUCCACUCUGCCACCAUCGUUACAAACAAGAUGUUUGUGUUUGGAGGAUGGGUUCCUCUGGUGAUGGAUGAUGUGAAGGUGGCCACUCAUGAGAAGGAAUGGAAGUGCACAAACACACUGGCCUGUCUGAAUUUGGACUCAAUGUCCUGGGAGCAGGUCCUAAUGGACACUCUUGAAGAUAACAUCCCCCGGGCCCGUGCUGGUCACUGCUCUGUGGCCAUCAACUCCCGGUUGUAUGUGUGGAGCGGUCGUGAUGGCUAUCGCAAGGCCUGGAACAAUCAGGUGUGCUGCAAAGACCUUUGGUACCUGGAGACGGAGAGGCCGCCUGCUCCGUCCCGUGUACAGCUUGUGCGUGCCAACACCACCUCCCUGGAGGUGAGCUGGGGCACUGUGUCCACCGCCGACACCUACCUGCUGCAGCUUCAGAAGUACGACAUUCCUGCUGCCACCGCUUCCCCGGCCGUCAACCCAGCCCCCUCGCUGCCCACCAACUCGCCCAAGAGCCCUGCCCCUGCGGCGGCAGCCCCCGCUGCACAGAACCUGCCACACGUCAGCCCGGUGCCCCAGGCAGCCUCCCCCACGGCGUCCAGCUUGCCCAUCCUGCCCACCUUGCCCAGUAGCCCCCUGGCUGCUGCCACAACUCGGGGCCCUGCAAUCCUGAAGGUGGCAGCGCCACAGUCCGGUACUGGAGCCUCCAUUGUCACUGUGCGGCAGGCCAAUCAGGCCGUGAAGUCCCCUGUCACGGUCACCUCUCUCCCAGGUGUCCGCAUGGUCGUGCCCGCCCAGAACGCCCAAGGCACGCCAAUAGGGAGCAGCCCCCAGAUGAGCGGCAUGGCUGCUUUAGCUGCAGCGGCGGCUGCCACGCAAAAGAUUCCACCUUCCCCGGGGGCCACAGUGCUGAAUGUCCCGGCCAGUGCCACGAUGGUCAAAACGAUGGCUAUAACCCCGGGAUCUACCACGCUUCCUGCGACCGUCAAGGUAGCCUCACCUGUUAUGGUCAGCAACCCAGCCACCCAUUUGCUGAAGACUGCAGCAGCCCAGGUGGGCACGCCUGUUGGCUCCGCCCCUGGCACGCCCUCACGACCCAUCAUCACUGUGCACAAGUCCGGCACGGUCACCGUGGCUCAGCAGGCCCAGGUCGUCACCACCGUGGUGGGCGGAGUUACCAAGACCAUCACGCUUGUCAAGAGUCCCAUCACAAUGGGAGGGGGAGGAACGCUGAUAUCAAACCUUGGGAAGGUCAUGUCUAUGGUGCAGACAAAACCGGUGCAGACUACAGCUGUGACAGGGCAGGCCGCCUCGAGCCCUGUUACUCAGAUUAUACAGACUAAGGGUCCCCUUCCAGCCGGCACCAUCCUGAAGCUGGUGACUUCGGCUGAUGGCAAACCUGCCACCAUAAUCACCACCACUCAGGCCGGCGGCACUGGCAACAAGCCCACCAUUCUGGGGAUCAGCAGUGUGUCGCCUACGACCAACACCAAACCAGGCACCACCACCAUCAUCAAGACCAUCCCGAUGUCGGCCAUCGUGACCCAGUCCGGGGCCUCAGGUGUGACCAACACCGCAGGCCUCAAGACCCCCAUCACUCUUAUUACCACCAAAAUGAUGACGCCUGGCACCGGGACCCCAGGCAAAAUCAUCACUGCUGUGCCCAAGCUUGGCACGGGGCCUGGGCAACAGGGCCUGACUCAGGUUGUUCUGAAGGGAGCACCAGGGCAGCCGGGCACUAUCCUGCGAACUGUUCCCAUGGGUGGAGUCAGACUUGUUACCCCGGUCACUAUGUCAACUGUCAAGCCAACUGUAACCACGCUGGUAGUGAAAGGGACAACUGGAGUGACGACACUGGGCACCGUGACUGGCACAGUGUCAAGCAGCCUGGCUGGUGGCAACUUAGUCAGCGCUAAUGCAUCGCUGGCCACACCCAUCACCACUCUGGGAACCAUUGCCACGUUGUCUAGCCAGAUCAUUAACCCGGCUGCCAUCACUGUGUCCGCUGCCCAGACCAGCCUCACAUCGGCCUCUCCGCUGCCCACUCCGACCAUUACCAUGCAGUCUCUGAACCAGCCUACCCAGGUGACUCUGAUAACAACACCCAGUGGAGUGGAGGCCCAGCCUGUGCAGGACCUGCCUGUCUCCAUCCUGGCAUCUCCCACCUCUGAGCAGCCUGCUGGUGCAGAAGCAGUUGCAGGGGAUGCUCCUGGCACGGUCACCUUGGUGUGCUCGAACCCGCCCUGCGAGACCCACGAGACCGGAACCACCAACACAGCCACGGUGGCCUCGUCCGGCAUGGGCAUGCAGCGCGUGUGCUCGAACCCACCCUGCGAGACCCACGAGACCGGAACCACCAACACGACCACGGUGGCCUCGUCCGGCAUGGGCAUGCAGCGCGUGUGCUCGAACCCACCCUGCGAGACCCACGAGACCGGAACCACCAACACGGCCACGGUGGCCUCGUCCGGCAUGGGUUCUGGACAGAAUGGGACUGUCCAGAGGGUGUGCUCGAACCCGCCCUGCGAGACCCACGAGACCGGAACCACCAACACGGCCACGGUGGCCUCGUCCGGCAUGGGUUCUGGACAGAAUGGGACUGUCCAGAGGGUGUGCUCGAACCCGCCCUGCGAGACCCACGAGACCGGAACCACCAACACGGCCACGGUGGCCUCGUCCGGCAUGGGUUCUGGACAGAAUGGGACUGUCCAGAGGGUGUGCUCGAACCCGCCCUGCGAGACCCACGAGACCGGAACCACCAACACGGCCACGGUGGCCUCGUCCGGCAUGGGUUCUGGACAGAAUGGGACUGUCCAGAGGGUGUGCUCGAACCCGCCCUGCGAGACCCACGAGACCGGAACCACCAACACGGCCACGGUGGCCUCGUCCGGCAUGGGUUCUGGACAGAAUGGGACUGUCCAGAGGGUGUGCUCGAACCCGCCCUGCGAGACCCACGAGACCGGAACCACCAACACGGCCACGGUGGCCUCGUCCGGCAUGGGUUCUGGACAGAAUGGGACUGUCCAGAGGGUGUGCUCGAACCCGCCCUGCGAGACCCACGAGACCGGAACCACCAACACGGCCACGGUGGCCUCGUCCGGCAUGGGUUCUGGACAGAAUGGGACUGUCCAGAGGGUGUGCUCAAACCCGCCCUGCGAGACCCACGAGACCGGAACCACCAACACGGCCACUACAGCCACCUGCAGCAUGGAGACUGCUGAAGGUUCAGCUCAACAGAGUGGCGAUGCUGCAGAGGGAGCUGUGACAGAUGUCCUUCCUAGCCCUGCUCCAUCUGCAGUUGUGGUGGCUGCCAUGACGACACAGGGCAGAGCCAUCACCACCGUGACCCAAGCCACUCCUGUCCCGGGGCCUUCUGUGCCGUCCAUUGCCUCCAUUACGGAGUCAGCGGCAGGCAGCGAGGAGGUCUCUGUGGAGAUCACGCAGGAGCAGCUGCAGCAGCUGGCUGAGGCUGCAGCAGCCCAACAGGGAGAGGUGGAGUCCAUGCAGACGGAGUGCCACAACCUGGAGGGGGCGGAGGCUGUGGAGGGCCAGAUGGAGGCUCUGCCCAUUGCCAUGGAGACCCAGCCCAGUCAGGAAGAGCAAACUGAGCCUCUGCACCCUGGCUGUCAGGUUGAGGGAGCGGAGUCUGAGGACGUGGCCGUCCCAGUGCAGGAUACCGAGGCACUCGCCCUACCUCCAGAGCUGAUGUCGGAGGGCCAGUCUGCCACCCUGAUGGUGACUGGCCUCACCCCAGAGGAGCUGGCCGUGACGGCAGCGGCUGAGGCGGCGGCGCAGGCCGCAGCCACCGAGGAGGCUCAGGCUUUGGCCAUCCACGCCGUCCUUCAGGCCGCUCAGCAGGCAGUCAUGAACGCUGGGGAGGCAGACUCGGGGCAGGAUGGCCACCAGCCCACCACCAUCCCCAUUGUGCUGACGCAGCAGGAACUGGCCGCACUGGUGCAGCAGCAGCAUCAGCUUCAGGAGGCGCAGGCAGCUGCGGCAGCAGCCGCUCAGCAGCAGGCCGAAGCCCGGGCCGCUCUCCCCACCGAGGGCCUGGCCCCCGCCGACAGCCUCAACGAUCCCACUUCGGAGAGCAACGGGCACAGCGAGAUGGCUGCCGCAGUCGCUGGCGCCGUAGCGGGGCUGCUGCCGCACACUUCUGCUGAAACUUUGGCUCCAUCCAGCACAUUUGCACCCUCUCAGCCUGUGGUGGUUGUGACCCCAGCGAAAACACAGAUAGAUGUGGCUAAUGGCAUUGAAUCGGCAGCUGGGAAGCCGAACCCCCCUCCCACCCCUGUCAAGGCCCCUGUGAAGAAAGAGAACCAGUGGUUUGAUGUGGGGAUAGUCAAGGUGACAAACAUGGUGGUCACCCACUACUAUGUUCCAGGGGAUGACUCGCCUGUUACUGAUGAUGACUCGGGGGCUGUUCCAGACUACAGUCAGAUGAAGAAGGUAGAACUUCACCCCGGCACAGCCUACAAGUUCCGUGUGGCUGGAAUCAAUGCCUGUGGGCGCGGAUCCUUCUCAGAGAUCUCCGCCUUUAAAACCUGCCUGCCUGGCUUUCCUGGGGCUCCCUGCGCUAUCAAGAUCAGCAAGAGCCCCGAUGGUGCCCACCUGACGUGGGAACCACCCUCAGUGACGUCAGGGAAGAUUGUGGAAUACUCUGUGUACCUGGCCAUCCAGAGCUCACAGGCAGGGGAGGUCAAGACCCCUGCAGCACCGGCCCAGCUGGCCUUUAUGCGAGUGUACUGUGGACCCAGCCCUGCGUGCCUGGUGCAGACCUCCAGCCUCUCCAAUGCCCACAUCGACUACACAACCAAGCCCGCCAUUAUCUUCCGCAUCGCGGCACGCAACGAGAAGGGUUACGGCCCAGCCACGCAGGUCCGAUGGCUGCAAGAAUCAAGCAGAGAUGGUGCCGCCGGGAAACCAGCUGUCAAGAGGCCAGUCUCAUCCCCUGAUGUCAAGGCUGCUGGCCCCAAGAAGCCACGUUCGGACCAGUGAAGCCCCUGAGGUCCUACUUGCUCUGUCCUUCCCCCACCUGGGAGGUGGUGUCCCUUUUCGCCCUCUGCCCAGCUACACCACCGCCUCGACUGAAGCUAAGCCCGUUUAAAGACGGGCGUAUAAAACUGCCUGGAGAGAGACUGUUGCUCCACCCAGGACAUCUUGGUGCCAUGGACGCCUAUUCUCAACCAGUACUUUUAUUUCUCGGUUUCCUCAAGCAAAACGAAGGAAAAGCACAUUGAUUGGUGAUGCGCACUCGUGUCACAGUGGAAUAGCCAUGGUGACGUGUUUUCUACAUUUUCAUUUUUGGAUUUGUUUUUUUGCAUUUCAAAACUUUUUCGGGCUAAUUUCAGCUGAAGGACUUCAUAGAGAACAGGGACAGCUUUGCUCACUGUCAGAUGGCAGACUUUUGGUCGGAGGCAUGAGGGCAUAGUGGGUGAGGAGGUGGCAGCAGUGAUGAAGCUUUCAAAAGGGAGGAAGUGACAACUUGAAGCACUUGUUCUCAGAGAAAAGGUGAGGGGAUGACAAUCUACCACAUUGUUGUGGAUUCCAUCUCCUUGUUUUGUCGUCGCUGUGUGCAGUUACCCUGUAAGGAGAGCAGGUGGAGAGAACUUCGCCACAAAGGAAAAUGAAGCUAAGGAUUUGGAGAGAACAGGCACAAAAAUCCUAAAAAAGCAAGCAAUGAUGUAUUGCCUGUAGUUUUUAUUUUUCUAUUUUUAAGUCUCCCCCCCCCCCCAGUGUAUGUACUUCAGUGUGCAUUAUUCUUUUUCCAAACUACCAUUCAUCCUCAGUUUCCAAGUGUUUGUGUACUGAGGAGUGGCAUUUUGGGGGUGGGGGUGCACUAUGCUUUUAAAUCUGAGUGAUUGCAUUUUUUUUUCGGAGGAAGCCAGAAAGGAUGGACUUUUUUUAUUUGUGCUAUUAAAGCAAGCAACUGCGUGAGCAAACACAGGACUUGAAGGUCACUCAGUCAGGAGUGCAGUUACUGUUUACUACACCUUUUCAGCGCUUGUCUUGCCAAACCGAAACCCUACAUGAGCAUAUUGCACAUAAACGAGGCAGUUCCCCCGGUUCCCUGUCCUCUGCUUCCAGCACACAUCUCCGGUUCUGUGUUUGUUCUGGGUGAGGUGGUCCUGAAUGAACUUUGACUUAAGUUGCAAGUUUUUGGGUAUGAAUCCUUGCAGCCCCCCCCCCCCCCCCCAGCUGUGUAGAAGGAGAGUCCACUCUUUUUUUUUCCAUUUUCUUUUUUUUUUUUUACUUUAAUGGUUUUUUUGGAGGGGUGGGGUGUUUAACAUGAACAGGGGAGGUGGCCAGUUUGGGCAAGAUAGCAGGGUUAGGGAAUAUUGGCAUAGCCAGUGUGGCUCACUUGUAUAUUAGUUCAUAUAGCAAGAAGACAUCUUGGCCUUUUUAUAUAAUUACCUGUAAUAAGCAUUUUUACAUGUUGGUCAUCUCUUGAUUGCCUUUUUGUGUCUUGACUUAUAAAACAAACUGAAAUACCA
This is a messenger RNA of Brienomyrus brachyistius, 8296 nucleotides long. RefSeq names its product host cell factor 1-like. Gene Ontology annotation, cellular component: histone methyltransferase complex. Bases 1056 to 6800 code for a protein of 1914 amino acids. The record is from RefSeq and is a predicted model, not a curated record. Gene Ontology annotation, biological process: regulation of DNA-templated transcription; chromatin remodeling. Lineage: Eukaryota; Metazoa; Chordata; Actinopteri; Osteoglossiformes; Mormyridae. The transcript has 27 exons. Gene Ontology annotation, molecular function: protein binding; transcription coactivator activity.